Aphidius gifuensis is the source of this 2445-nucleotide messenger RNA. RefSeq names its product insulin-like growth factor-binding protein complex acid labile subunit. Gene Ontology annotation, molecular function: protein binding. NCBI's taxonomy places the organism in Eukaryota, Metazoa, Arthropoda, Insecta, Hymenoptera, Braconidae. The transcript has a single exon. The coding region runs from base 1 to 2445 and encodes 814 amino acids. The record is from RefSeq and is a predicted model, not a curated record. Gene Ontology annotation, cellular component: plasma membrane.
AUGGAUACAAAUAUUUCAACUCCAACUAUUGAAGGCCAUAAUAAAUACUUUUGUAACCAAGAGUCACCUCAUUAUGAUCCAGGAAUUUAUGAGUUGCUGUGUAAUAAUGCUGAAAAAUGUGAACUAAACAUUUCUCGGAAAGCAUUAACUCUUCUUCCGAGAGAUUUAUUUCAUGGCCUCGAGAAUCUUCAGCUUAAAAAAUUAGAUAUAAGUGGUAACAAGCUAAGAGAACUACCAAAAGACAUCUUCAAACCUCUUGAUGAUCUUCGUGAGUUACGAAUAGAGUCCAACGAACUAAGAUAUCUAGAGCCGAGUAUUUUCUAUGAUUUAUUACAACUCACAAAACUUGAUCUCAGCGACAACAAACUGAAAGCAUUAUCAAAAGAUAUAUUUAAUGGUCUACAAAAUCUACAAAAACUAUGGUUAGAUUCAAACAAACUGAGUUAUCUUGAGCUAGGUAUUUUUGAUGAUUUAUUAAGCCUACAUGCUCUUAAUAUCAACAAAAACAAUCUCACAUUUUUAUUGAAAGAUAUAUUUAGUAGCUUGCAAAAGCUUGGUUAUCUUGAUUUAAGCUCCAAUAAACUACAAGAUCUCGAGCCAGGGUGCUUCAAUGGUUUAAGGCUACUCAAGACACUUAUUAUCAGCGACAACAGUCUGACAACAUUAUCCAAAAGUGUGUUUGAUGGUCUGCAAAAUCUUGACGAAAUAUAUUUGGAUUGUAACAAUCUACAAUAUCUCGAGCCACGGUGCUUCAAUGGUUUAAGGCUACUCAAGACACUUAUUACCAGCGUCAACAGUCUGACAACAUUAUCCAAAGGUGUGUUUGAUGGUCUUGAAAACCUUGAGAAACUAUAUUUGGAUUCAAACAAUCUACAGUAUCUCGAGGCAGGGUGCUUCAAUGGUUUAAGGCUACUCAAGACACUUAUUAUCAGCGACAACAGUCUGACAACAUUAUCCAAAGGUGUGUUUGAUGGUCUUGAAAACCUUGAGAAACUAGAUUUGGAUACAAACAAUCUGCAGAAUCUCAGCUCAGGGUGCUUUAAUGGUUUAUCACGACUUAGAAAUCUUAAUAUCAGCGAGAACAGUCUGACAACAUUAUCAGAAGGUGUGUUUGAUGGUCUUCAAAAUCUUACGGAACUAAGGUUGGAUUCAAACAAACUACAAAAUCUCGAGUCAGGGUGCUUUAAUGGUUUAUCACGACUUGAACGACUUAAUAUCAGCUACAACAGUCUGACAACAUUAUCCAAAAGUGUGUUUGAUGGUCUUCAAAAUCUUGAAACACUAUAUUUGGAUUCAAACAAUCUACAAUAUCUCGAGCCAGGGUGCUUCAAUGGUUUAUCGGAACUUGAAGCGCUGAGUAUCACAAACAACAGUCUAACAACAUUAUCCAAAGGUGUGUUCAAUGGUCUUGAAUAUCUUGUUAUACUAAAUUUGGAUUCAAACAAACUGCAGAAUCUCGAGUCAGGUUCGUUCGAUGGUUUAUCGAAACUUGAGUGGCUUUAUAUCAGGUACAACAGUCUGACAACAUUAUCCAAAGGUGUGUUUGAUGGUCUUCAAAAUCUUACGGGACUAACGUUGGAUUCAAACAAUCUGCAGAAUCUUGAGUCAGGUUGUUUCGAUGGUUUAACAAAACUCAAGAGGCUUAGUAUCCUAAACAACAGUCUGACAACAUUAUCCAAAGGUGUGUUUGAUGGUCUUCAAAAUCUUACGGGACUAACGUUGGAUUCAAACAAUCUGCAGAAUCUCGAGUCAGGUUUUUUCGAUGGUUUAUCUAAACUUAAGUGGCUUAGUAUCCCAAACAACAGUCUGACAACAUUAUCCAAGGGUGUGUUUGAUGGUCUUCAUAAUCUUGAAGAAAUAUAUUUGGGUUCAAACAAACUACAAAAUCUCGAGUCAGGUUGUUUCGUUGGUUUGACAAAACUCAAGAAGCUUAGUAUCCCAAACAACAGUCUGACAACAUUAUCCAAAGGUGUGUUUGAUGGUCUUCAAAAUCUUGAGAAACUAUAUUUGGAUUCAAACAAGCUACAAAAUCUUGAGUCAGGUUGUUUCGAUGGUUUAACAAAACUCAAGUUACUUAUUAUCAGUCGCAACAGUCUGACAACAUUAUCCAAAGGUGUGUUUGAUGGUCUUCAAAAUCUUACAGAAAUAAGGUUGGAUUCAAACGAACUACAAUAUCUCGAGUCAGGGUGCUUUAAUGGUUUAUCACGACUUGAACGACUUAAUAUCAGCUACAACAGUCUGACAACAUUAUCCAAAGGUGUGUUCGAUGGUCUUGAAAUCCUUGAGAAACUAUAUUUGGACUCUAGCAAGCUACAAAAUCUCGAGUCAGGUUGUUUUGAUGGUUUAACACAAUUUAAGUUGCUUAGUAUCAUAAACAACAGUCUGACAUCAUUACCCAAAGGUGCAGGUUUCAGAAUUUUACAAAGCUCUGAUGAACUAGAAUAA